Cooperia oncophora is the source of this 876-nucleotide messenger RNA. The record is from the annotation of a GenBank genome assembly. NCBI's taxonomy places the organism in Eukaryota, Metazoa, Nematoda, Chromadorea, Rhabditida, Trichostrongylidae.
AUGACUUUCUGUGAGCAUAAGCAUAUCUGCAGGGCCAUCGCUUACAUGGGUUACACCUGGAAUAACGAGUUCUGCGACAAUGCUAUUCUCGUAGCGGUACUCUUCUACGGGGGACACUUAGUCAUGUCAGACAUGAUGACUACUGAUCAACUGAUUACCUUUCUCCUCUAUCAAAUGCAGCUCGGCGAGAACCUUUAUAACAUUGGCUAUGUGAUGACCGGUUUGAUGGAAUGCGUAGGGGCGUCAAGAAAGGUUUUCGAGUACAUGUAUCGUGAACCAGAAAUUCCAAAUGAUGGAGAGAUGAAACCACCCCUUAGUGGGCGGAUCGAGUUCAAAGAAGUAGAGUUCACCUAUCCGUCACGGCCAAACAACAAAGUGUUGAAGGUAACCAUUUCAGUUGAUGCAGUUCAUUUCUGGAUUACAAGAAACUUCUUUUCCAGGGUUUGGAUUUGGUUGUUGAGGCUGGGCGUACAACAGCACUUGUUGGGCCUAGCGGCGGUGGAAAAUCGUCGAUUGUUCGCUGAUUUCAGCACUUUUACGAGCCAACCAGUGGCACCAUCACGGAUUGAUGGCGUCAAUAUAAAAGAUAUUUCCCAUAGUUUCUACCAUCAGAAGAUUGCUCUCGUUGCUCAAGAGCCAAUCCUCUAUAACGGUUCAGUACGAUACAACAUACUGUACGGUUGCGAGUGGGCAACGGAGGAGGACAUGCUCCGGGCGUCUAAGACGGCUAACGUUCAUAAUUUUGUAACUGAACUCGGAGAAGGCUACGAUACUAAUUGUGGAGAAAAAGGAGUACAAAUGUCAGGUAAGAGUUUCGACUGGUUUCUCAAAGAAUCGCAGUCACUUUCUAUUCGCGUAUCCCCGAUCCAAGAAUGA